AUGGCGGCCGGAGACGACUCUGACAUUCCAGAGACCGGUGCCGUGUUUACAUUUGGUAAAAGUAGAUUUGCAGAAAACAGCCCAAGUAAAUUCUGGGUGAAAAAUGACAAAGUCUUACAAGUCGCAUGUGGAGAUGAACAUACUGUUCUUAUUGCAGAGAGUGGGCGUGUGUUUACCUUCGGGCUCAAUGACUGGGGCCAGCUGGGAAUUGGUAACACCACCACAAUGCUCAAACCCACUUGUGUCAAAAAGCUUAAACAUGAGAAAGCUGAGCAUGUAGCCUGUGGACGUAGUCAUACUGUUAUAGGCACAAAGAGCGGAAAAAUAUACUCAUUUGGAAACAACGGUGAAGGGCAGCUUGGAGUAAACGAUGAUUCAGUCAACAGCAGUUCUGACCCAGUAGAGGUCAAGGGACUUGAGCCGAUGAAAAUCAAAAUGUUGGCUGCUGGUGCUGACCACACAGUACUUCUUACCCGUGAGGGUGAGGUGUAUGUGUGGGGCGGAGGCAGCGAAGGACAGCUGGGAUUAGGGGAUGAAGAUGAGUGUCAUAAACCUACUCUGUUAGAUGUCGACAGUGAAGUCAUCUGUAUAGCAUGUGGGUACUACCACACAGCCAUGGUUACAGUGACAGGUGACCUGUAUAUGUUUGGGGAGAAAGAUGGAGGAAAGCUUGGUCUCGGUGAAAACAAAGGGGCUGACGUCCCAACAAAAGUCACCAUGCCAGAGAAAGUAAAGAUGGUGACAUGUGGUGGUUCACACACAGUGGUGCUCACAGUGAAAGGAAAUUUGUACUCAUUUGGUGACGGCACUAACGGUCAGCUUGGUCAAGGCAACAGGGUUUUACAAGAGUUCAAGCCUCAACUGGUCAACCUCAGGUUCAAGGUCCUGUACACCGUCUGUGGGGAGAACCACACAGCCGUCAUAUCUGAGAAGCAUCAACUGUACACCUUUGGAGAUGGCCGACAUGGCAAGCUUGGUCUUGGUCAAGACACAAUGUCAAACAUGUUUACUGCUACGAGAGUGGAUAGAUUCAAAAAAUUCAUUGUUGAAAAUGUUACCUGCGGAGGAUGUCACAUGAUCGCAAGAGCACACAAAAAAACGCAAGAUGAAAUGAAUGAAAGUGAUGACGAAGAUGCAACAUUAAAUGACUUAGAGAUGACAAAAAAUAAAUUAAAUAAUUCCAUUAAACCAGAUGGGUCUAUAGACCUAGAAGGAAGUUUUCCAGCCAGACAGCGACGGCGAGAAACACUAAACAGGACAGCAUCCAUGAAUCGUACACUUCCAUCAUUAGCCAAUGGCAAGCCAGCCGGAUCAUCCCUUCACCACACAGUACCUCCACCUGUCAAAAAGCCUAACCCUGCUGUCCGUGCCUCUGCUCCUCUUAGCUCUACACAAGUCAUCAAAAGGCCAGUACCUAAACCAAUGGAAUCAUCAGAGGAAGAGGAGAGUGAGGAAGAAGCAGAAGAGGAGAUGAUAACGAAGGCCUCAACAACGAGGAAUGAAUCAACACUUAACCACAUCGAUAAAAUAGAGAAAGCUCAUCAAAACAACAACAAUACAAGGGCUUUACCUAAGCCCUCACCAAAGGCUUCCCCUAAACAAUCACCGAAACCUUCUCCACGCCCCAGAGGGCUGAAGAAAGAUGAUGGAGGAGAAGCAUCAGGGAAGUCUGAGGAAGAGGGAACACCUAAGAAAAAUCCAAGGAGUUUACCGUCAGCUCCCCAGCCACAGCCACGAAAGCCUCCACCCAAGCUGGAAGACGAUGAAGAAGAAGAGGAGUCAGAGGAAGAAGAAUCAGAAGAGGAGGAAGAAGAGGUGAAACCGCUCAAAGUUUUACCACCCACACCAAAGAAAGAGGAAAAGAAAAAGAAAAAAGAAAAGUCAUCAGGAUUUAAUGUGUUUAGACGUAGACCAACUGGUUUGACUGAUUCAGAAGAUGAAGAGGAGGAAGAAGAUGAAGAUGAUGAGGAAGAAGAGGAAGAAGAAGAGGAGAUGGUGAAAAAAGUCGUAAAAACUAAGACACCAAAAGAGGAGGAGAAAAAAGAUGAGAAAAAAGAUGAGAAAAAAGAUAAAAAGAAGGAAAAAGAAGAUAAGAAAAAAGAAAAAGAAGAUAAGAAAAAGGAGAAGGAGGAGAAGAAAAAAGAGAAAGAAGAAGAAAAGAAAAAGGAGAAAGAAAAGAAGAAAGAAAAAGCAAAAGACAAAGACAAGAAAAAGGGUAAAGAUAAGGACGCUGAAGAAGAUGGGGAGGAAGAGGAUGAGUUAGAAGAAACAGAAGGUGCUAAAGCUGAAAAAGAGGAGAAAAAGGAUAAGAAAGACAAAGGAAAGGAUAAAAAAGAAAAGGACAAAAAAGAUAAAGGUAAAGACAAGGAAAAGAAGAAAGGAGAAGAUGAAGAAGAUGAUGAUGAGGAAGAAGAACAAGAAGAAGCCAAAGCCAAGGAUGACAAAAAAGACAAGAAGGAUAAAAAGAAGGAAAAAGAAGACAAAAAGAAAGAAAAAGAGGAGAAGAAAAAAGACAAGGAUAAAGAUAAGAAAAAAGACAAAAAGAAAGGGAAAGACGAAGAGGAAGAUGAUAAAGAAGAUGAAGAAGAAAAGGAAGAAGUAGAGGAUGAGGACAAGAAGAAAGAUAAAAAGGAGAAAGACAAGAAAAAUAAAGAAAAGGAUAAAAAGGAGAAAGAUAAAAAAGGAAAGAAGGGUAAAGAUGAAGAAAAGGAUGAAGACAAAAAAGAGGUACUUUCUCAGAUUUUUAGACUAAAUGCAUAUAUGCUAGUUCAAUAA
Ylistrum balloti is the source of this 2775-nucleotide messenger RNA. Its product is annotated as X-linked retinitis pigmentosa GTPase regulator-like. NCBI's taxonomy places the organism in Eukaryota, Metazoa, Mollusca, Bivalvia, Pectinida, Pectinidae. The transcript is spliced from 17 exons. Gene Ontology annotation, molecular function: ubiquitin protein ligase activity. The coding region runs from base 1 to 2775 and encodes 924 amino acids. Gene Ontology annotation, biological process: ubiquitin-dependent protein catabolic process; protein ubiquitination. The record is from RefSeq and is a predicted model, not a curated record.